Monopterus albus (swamp eel) is the source of this 2812-nucleotide messenger RNA. It is a transcript of the gene esrrgb, whose product is annotated as estrogen-related receptor gamma b. Lineage: Eukaryota; Metazoa; Chordata; Actinopteri; Synbranchiformes; Synbranchidae. The transcript is spliced from 7 exons. The record is from RefSeq and is a predicted model, not a curated record. Bases 462 to 1832 code for a protein of 456 amino acids. Gene Ontology annotation, biological process: regulation of DNA-templated transcription. Gene Ontology annotation, molecular function: zinc ion binding; sequence-specific DNA binding; steroid binding. Gene Ontology annotation, cellular component: nucleus.
CAGCCUGAGUGCGCUCUCACCACUGCUGCUCUCCAUCCAUCUGUCUCUUAUCUUUAUUCUCUCUUCCUCUAUCCAUCACUCCCCUGAUCUUUGUCAUUUCUCCUCUUUUCUCCUUUCCUGUUUCCUCUCUUCAUCUCUGCCUCUUUUUUCCUCUCUCCUUAUUCUGUGCCAUCACUAAAUCCACUCUUUGUCUCUCCAAACGUAAUCCUGAGCUUGAGUGUGCAGCACCUGUGCAGACUGGAGUUUGUCGGGCUGAGACACAAGGGUUUUUUUUUUUAUUAUUAUUUUUUUCUGUUUAUGUGUUGAAUAGAGGAGGGAGGGGAGACAACACCCAGGAACACCUGACCAACAUUUCAGCAAGAUAUGAGGCGGCUUAGGAACUGAUCUCCUCCUCCAGCAUUUCUCCAGCUGUUUAUCUUUUUUUUAUUGCAACACCUGGAAUGCUUAUCGUGGAGUGAUGGAUGUUUCCGAACUGUGCAUCCCCGAUCCCCUCUGCUACCACAACCAGUAGGUUGCUGACCAGAAUGCCGUCUGAGGACCGACACCUAACCUCAAGCUGUGGUUCUUACGUCAAAACCGAGCCUUCUAGUCCAUCCUCCUCACUGGUUGACACUGGUAGUCACCACAGUCCCAGCGGCAACUCCGAUGCCAGCGGCGGUUACGUUAACAGCAGCGGCGGACGCUCACACAUCCUGGAUUCUCCACCAAUGUUCAACCCAGGCAUGCUUGGAGGCGGCGGCGCCUGUCUGCGCCGCUACGACGAGUGCUCUGGUGGCAUGGCAGAUGACUCGCCAAUCAAAUGCGAGUACAUGCUCAAUGCCAUCCCCAAGAGGCUGUGCCUGGUGUGUGGAGACAUUGCCUCAGGGUACCACUACGGGGUGGCCUCCUGUGAGGCCUGCAAAGCCUUUUUCAAAAGGACAAUACAAGGGAAUAUUGAGUACAGCUGUCCGGCCACCAACGAAUGUGAGAUCACCAAAAGGAGACGCAAGUCUUGCCAGGCCUGUCGUUUCAUGAAAUGUCUUAAAGUCGGCAUGUUGAAAGAAGGUGUACGUCUGGACCGAGUGAGAGGGGGGAGACAGAAGUACAAACGAAGGUUGGACCCAGAGAACGGUGCCUACCUUGGUCUCACCAUCCCCCCUCCUGCCAAAAAGCCAUUGACAAAGAUCGUUUCCCAUCUGUUGGUGGUGGAGCCAGAGAAGAUCUAUGCCAUGCCUGACCCCACCAUGCCUGACGGAGACAUCAAGGCCCUGACCACGUUGUGUGACCUGGCCGACCGCGAGCUUGUGGUCAUCAUCGGCUGGGCCAAACAUAUCCCAGGGUUUUCCACUCUCUCACUGGCAGACCAGAUGAGUCUACUGCAGAGUGCCUGGAUGGAGAUCCUGGUGCUGAGCAUUGUGUUUCGCUCGCUACCCUGUGAGGAUGAGAUUGUGUAUGCUGAGGACUACGUGGUGGACGAGGAGCAGGCGAGGAGCUCGGGCCUGCUGGACCUGCACGUUGCCAUCCUGCCGCUGGUCCGACGCUACAAGAAGCUGCGCAUGGAGAAGGAGGAGUUUGUCACACUGAAAGCCAUUGCCCUUGCCAACUCAGACUCCAUGCACAUAGAGAACAUUGAGGCUGUCCAAAGGCUCCAGGAUUCUCUCCACGAGGCUCUACAGGACUUUGAGGGCUCCCAGCACCCGGAGGACCCUCGGCGGGCAGGCAAGCUGCUAAUGACCCUCCCUCUGCUCCGUCAGACCGCCACCAAGGCUGUUCAGCACUUCUACAGCAUCAAAAUGCAGGGCAAAGUCCCCAUGCACAAACUAUUCCUCGAGAUGCUGGAGGCCAAAGCUUGACACACCCGGGCCAGAUGUUUGACAGACAGCUGCAUCACCCAAUGCAGGGCGAGAGACAGCUCAUAAAAAAAUCAAGGCAAUGUGCCAAGUUUGGACUACUGAGUCAUUUUAACACUUUUAAAUGGUAAUAAACAUAAAAUGAAAAGGGUUUUAAAAGGGUGACUAUCCACCUGACUGGUGUGGGAUCAUGAUGAUGUAUAUAAAGAUGCUGUGUACAGAAAUCAGGCAAUCAAGGUCUUAUAACCAGUGACCCAUUGCUCUGUAUCACCUGAAGCUUCUGUAAAUUUGUUUCUUAUCUUAUUUUCAUCUCAAAAUGGACGUGAGUCAUUAUGAAUGUCCUAAAGAACUGUACGGCCAUGUAGCCAAAUUUUGUUUUUGUUUCUUUUUUCAUAUUUUUUAAUCUCAGUUGUUAAAGCAAUAGUCUCUAACUGGUCUACAUAUAGUACGUGUAAUGUAUGUUGUGUGAAAUUGCACUGGGUGGGAACGGGGGCGUUGUUAGACAUAUUCUUAUAUUCGACAUCAAAGAAAGUGGUACUCACUACGGGUAUGUGAGCUCCUCGAUUUCCUCGUAAUAUGUUUACCUCGUAGUAGCUUCAUCGACUCAGUGCUUACAGAAGGACAGCGGUUGGCUCAUCGUUGCAGUUCACAAAGAGUUUGCACUAAGCAUCUAUGAAGAAUUUGGCAAUAAUGGGUGUUGUUUGGUAGCAUCUGGGUGUCAUUUAGUGGUUUUUGCUUACAGAGACUAAACCCCCUCCUCCCUCCACACAUCCUUCUGUAUUCAGUGUCACACAAAUACUGGCAACUAAAUAUACUGUGAAACAUACACAUGAUGUGCUACUGUAUAUUCUGUGCUGAGAAGUUUUAAUCUUAAUUGUAAGGCUUGUCAAAAAAACUUUAUUUUAUGUAAACAGAGAUUAAAGGACACAAUAACUGUCAGGUUUGCUCGGCUGCUCUGGCCUCCCUCACCUUUCCUACUGUCU